This is a messenger RNA of Bactrocera latifrons, 525 nucleotides long. It is a transcript of the gene Cpr65Av, whose product is annotated as endocuticle structural protein SgAbd-6. Gene Ontology annotation, molecular function: structural constituent of chitin-based larval cuticle. The record is from RefSeq and is a predicted model, not a curated record. The transcript is spliced from 2 exons. The coding region runs from base 100 to 423 and encodes 107 amino acids. Gene Ontology annotation, cellular component: chitin-based extracellular matrix. Lineage: Eukaryota; Metazoa; Arthropoda; Insecta; Diptera; Tephritidae.
GUAAUUGGGAUAACGACAAGCGCGGUAGAAAAAGCUGAAGUUCAAGAAAUAUUAAAAGAACUAUCUCAGAAAGUAAAAUAUAUAAAAUCUCUCAUCAAAAUGAGGUUUACAUUGAGCAUCCUGGCACUCUGUGGAUUGAUAGCCUUCGCCUGUGCUGCGCCGCUCGAUGACCCAGCUGCUGCCCAGAUUCUACGCUAUGAUAACGAGAACGUCGCUGAUGGUUACAAAUUCGGCUAUGAGACUAGUGAUGGUGUGUCGCGCCAGGAGGAGGCUGAACUAAAGAACGCCGGCACCGAACAGGAGGCCAUUUCUGUGCGCGGAUCAGUUAGUUGGGUGGCACCGGACGGUCAGACAUACACGUUAAAUUACAUCGCCGAUGAGAACGGUUUCCAACCACAGGGCGAUCAUUUGCCGCAUGUUUAAUGUUGCGCAAUAGAGGAGAUACUUUGAAAUUAAUCGUUUUUAUAUGCAUGUAGUUAGAGUGUAAAUAUACAAAAAUAUGAAUUGUUAUACAAUUAAGAAACA